AUGAGCUUGCCUGCCCGCAAGCGUUCGCUACCCGCGGAGAUACCCCAGGCGAGACAGAAGCAAGCGCGAACGAGCCAAACCUGCGGCCCUUGUCGAGCGCGGGUAUCAAGAUGCGACAAACAGCGCCCGUGCAGCUCAUGCAUUCUGGCGAAUACGCAGACUCAGUGUUAUCCCGAUGCAGCAUCGUAUCAGCCUCCGCCGUCACAUCUGGUCUCGAGGGCGCUGUCCAGACGAGAUUCGCAGACGCAUAGGAUUCUGGGAGCGCCUAUGGGAAGGAGAGGAAGCAGCGGUCAACAGCUAUACGAAGGUCCUACAGCAGUUCUGAUGACGCUCGCGUCGCUGCAUGAUGAGUCCCCGGAAGUUCCGCCCGCUGAGCUUGCUCCCGAGCGUAUCCGCAAGCCUUACCGUCCAGAUAAGGACCUAGAUGUGGUUAGUCAGCUACCACCUCGCGAUGUCUGCGAACGCGUAGUAGACUAUUACUUUGAGCACUGUACUUGGCUAUACAAGUACUUCGAUCGUCGGGCAUUCGCCGAGCGCCUGUCUCGGUGGCGUACGGAUGAAGAGACCGACUCCUUGACACUCGCCGGCAUUGCUAUCAUCUGCGCAAUCGUCGUCCACUGUCUGCCGCCCCAUCAUGAACUCGCAUCUACCCUAAAGGUAUUCCCGGAUUAUAAGCCGUUACCUCCCGGUGCGAACGAGAAGGAUAUUCAAUCCGCGCGCGAGAGAGCGCACGCCGAUAGCUCUGUGAACCGCGCCGGAGUCAUCAGUGCACAAUUCUACGACGCGUGUGAACUCGCAUUAGAGCGAGAGAAGGCGGGCAGCAAGGUGCAUGUGUGGACGAUGGACUUCUUGGAGGUUGUCCUCGGAAAAUGUCACUACCUGGGGCUCAGUCGAGUGGAUACCGAAGAGUUAUGGGCUUUGCGCGGCGAACUCGUCUCGAUGGCCACGGCGCUCGGUUUGCACCGUUAUCCUGGGAAGAAUGUCCCGCAUCUGGUCGCGGAGCGGCAUCGCUGGAUAUGGGGGAACAUCAUUUUCCUCGAGCGCUGGCAGGCGCUGAUGCAUGGACGCCCGCUGUCAAUUCUACCCGAACACUUCGACGUCGCACUUCCAUCCCCCGCGCCAAUCUCGCUCCCCCAGACAAGCCACGAGCUUGGUGCCCAUUUCUCCCUCGAUCUUUCGCAUGAUCUUUCGGCGGGCCCUUCCACUCAAGAGCAGGAUGGACGUCUUAUGGCCAGCCUCAGUCGGCAUGGCCGCACGGACAGCAUGCCGAACAUAUCGCGACUGGGCUUGCACUCGAUCGAGCCCUCUGCAGAGCCCUCCUUUGCACCUAGUGUCGGCGGCCCAUCGUUGGAAGGUUGGGUUCCCGCCGCGGACCCUUCUGGCUCAAUCGAUGCUUCUACGACGGCCAACGUCCCCGCUAGCAACCCAUUCGCUCUAAGUCUCGACCCCAAUUCCUUACUGCUCGAUCCAGCUCAAGAGGCUCAGAUGUUCGGGUCAUUACCUGCCCUCCCGGGUAUCUCCGAGGACGUCGCCGAAGCAGGUUCGCACCCUACAUGGGAUUUCGGCGAAGGUGACUUGUCGUCAUGGUACGCCAUAUUGAAUCAAUCACCAUCGGCUUCCGGCAACGGGCAGGAGGAGGACUACGGGAAGAUUUUGCGUGCACUGCCGGGACCCGAGGAGUGCGGAACGCGCACGUAUGAGGCUCAUAUCGCCCACUUUCAAUUGGUGCAUAUUCUUGGGCGCAUCACGGAAGCCCUGCUGAGCCUACGUCCGGUCGCGUAUACCCGUAUACAAGCACGCGACGAUGAGCUGCAGCAUUUCAUGGAUACGCUCGCGCCAUCGCUCAAGCUCCCAGCAGAAGAUAUCGUACAGCUGCUCAUCAGUCAGCAUACUGGCCUACGUCGGCAAGGCGUGCAAGCUCUCGUAGUGCAGAUGGCUGCGCUACACAUUCGGUUCAUGCUACAUCGACCGUACGCUUGUGGUGAAGUCGAAGACUGGCCUACGCCUCCACCGCAAGACUCGUCCACGGCGAAAGGACAGCAAAGUGAGGUUGAUGCUUAUUUGGAGACGCAGAGGCAGAAGGAAUACCGGCGAAAGGUUCGAGUACACGCCGACGAACAUGCGACGUCGCUCGCACAGGCCAUUCAGGCAGCGCAAGGGCUCAUCGAGUUGGCGGUUGUUACAGUACCCAAAAUGACCCACGCUAAUGCAUGCGCUGAGCACGCCCAUCUGAACUGGGCCCCAGUGCAGGUCACAGCCGCAGCCCUGUUCCUCAUCAACGUCGUUGCCACUUCACCCAUCCCACAAGCCGAGAACGAACGCAAAAUAAACCCCACUAUCCCGCAACCGAUCUCAGCGUCAUCCUCCAUAUCCUCGAACUCCGACCUUUCGUAUCCGUCUCUCAAUGCCUUCACACUUCUUCACAUCAUUCGCCGCGCACUCCGAUUCUUGCAGGAGAUUGCAUACAUGUCUACCGCACACAACUCUGCCAGUCUACUUCAGCACCUCGAGCCGCUCUUCACUGAGAGCUUCAUACGGUCGUCGACGAAGGAGAGGGCAAAGAUCAAGAGGGAGACGCUGAUGAAUGUCGAGCGGCUCAAUAUGCCCUAUCGCGAUGGUGGCACAGUUGGGAUCGUGGGCGGAGUGUCGCCGCCCGGACCACCUCAGAUGGUCGGGUCGGGCAUACAUUCACAGGUGCAAGGGACGAACGCCAGCGCGAGCAUUCUAAAGGAUACGCGCCGGUCCAGUGACGCCGGUGUCUCGAGUGCCAAGUCGACUGAUGACAGAACCAUCGGAGCGCGGCCAACGCCACCGGCCCGUAGGAGUUCUCUGCACGACCCGCCCCCGCGUAUCUCCACAGCGAAUGCGAUGCGCGCACGAGUGCACUUCGCACCAGAGCCUCCACGCACUGGAACGAUAUACGUCAUGUCUCCUAGCACUACGUCGCGAGGACCUAAAGUGGAAGGCGAGACUACCAGUUCACCGAUGACGGCUUCGACCACAUCGAUACCUGAACACGUUUCACUGGCGCAGCCCGCCAACUCCCAAUCCGUUCCUCAGUCCUCAGUCCAUAGCCCAUCUCAAGCUCAAGCGCAGGAUAUUCUUCGUGAGCAGGAGCUCUCAACGGUGCCAGCAACACUCUCAUCACCGUCCACUAUGGCCGUAUCUGCGCCAGCGGUGAAGUCAUUUGUCCCUGGCAUAACGCCGUACCCAACCCUCAAUGCUCCUCCCGCUAUAAGCGCGGCGCCGCUCCCUGGACCUCCUCAGCCCUCAUCCGCGUAUCCGACAUCAGCCCCGCCAUCAUCAUCGUCGCAGCCCCCGCAUAUCUAUGCUCAGAAUACAUCUGCGAUGCCCAGACACCCUCCACUCCCGUUCCAGUCUCAGCAGUCUCAAGCGCUCCCACCUCCAUAUCACCGAUACCCGAUACCUCCGUCUUCCACGACGCCGUUCACGCAGCCCCAUCAACAGUCUCCGCCGGUCGGCUUACCUCCGACAUCCAGCGCGUUCUCCAACCUAUCGCAAUCUCUUCAACAGCGAGAUCCCAGCUCUUCUGUUCAAUACGCGCCGAACCUGAUGGGACCGCCAUCAGCUGGGGGACAUGUGCCUCCCCCGGCUGCUCCUCUGAGUGGUUAUGCGAUAUUCAGCGGGUAUCCGAACUCUCAAGCGCCGCCUCAGUAUCAUCAGCCUCCCGUGGCUUCAAGUGCGGCGGAACACCCACAAGGCGGAAGAUUAGGAUACCCUCCGGGUUUCAACAUGAAUAACGUCUACGGCGCUUCCGGCCCGAUGAAGAACGCUUCCACGGCGCACUCGCCCUCGACUUCGAACGCGCCAUCUUCUCUCAAUGCACCCGCACCUGCACCGCCCUCUCAGGUAGCUCCGCCUCCACCACAAGCAGACGCGAAUUCGCAGGAUUAUGGAAGUGCCAUGUGGAUUCCCCAUCCGCCGCCCAUGAUCAACAUGGCGCCCAAUCCCGCACCUCCCAAUUCCGGCGGAGACGCGUCCGGGUCUAGCUUUUGGACGAACAUGAUCGGGCAGCGUGUCGGUUCCUAUGCACAACCUAAUGGACCUGCUUCCCAACCAGGCUACGGCCCGCAGAACCAACAGCAGUGGCCACCAACGUAUGCGCAGCCUUGGGCACAGGCUCAAGGGACGCCCGUGCCGCCGCCAGGGCAGCAGGCUGUGGCGAGCUACCAAGGAGGUUAUGCUCAGUCGGGGUACCCCCCAGGGCAGAUGAUGUAUGGUCAGCCUGGCGUGCAUAUGUUCGGUCCACAAGGAGCACCAUAUGGUGGAACAGGCCCUCCGAGCGCACCAGGUAUCCAACCCACGUACGGGCAGCCUCCAACGCAAACACCUUCUCCAUAUACUCAACCGGUCUCGUACGGUCAGCCAGGCGCGUACUAUGGGCAGCCGCCGGGUGCGUAUGGACAGGCGCUGCAAUACCAAGGAGGCGUGGCGUAUCAGGGAAGCAUGGGUAGUAAUCCGCCGAACCAGAGUUCUUCAACCAACAUCAUGCCAAGUGCCGCAAACGAUGGGCCAGUGCCAACGUUCGAUGGACAACACCAUGCGCCAUUAGCUCAGCAGCAGCAGCAUCACUAUGAUUCUGGAGGACAACAGUGA
This is a messenger RNA of Peniophora sp. CBMAI 1063, 4617 nucleotides long. The record is from the annotation of a GenBank genome assembly. Lineage: Eukaryota; Fungi; Basidiomycota; Agaricomycetes; Russulales; Peniophoraceae.